AUGGUCGAGUUUAUCAAUGUCGUCGAGCUGGUCUCUGGGGGCACUGGUGCGGCGACUGGAGCUCUUUGUGGCUUUCCCUGGAUACUGUCAAGGUUCGACUACAGUGCCAAAGCUCGAGCGACAGAACAGGCGCUUUUCGCGUCUUCAAGAAUAUCAUCGCCAAAGAAGGUCCUCAAGUUUUUGUUCAACGCGAUCGUCUUUUCUGUCGAAGGACAAGCCAAUCGUUUCCUAACAGACAACUUCAAAUACAUGAGGGAGAACGACCUGACUCGAUCUGCGUCUUCAGGAAUGGUCGCUGGCGGCGUCCAAUCCUUCGUCUGCGGUCCAAUCGAACUCGUCAAGACUCACUGUCAAGUCUCUGGCGUUGGAUCAAAGGUGCAAAAGUCUGAGAUGAGCGUGGCUCGUGAGAUCUACAGGAAACAAGGGCUGCGUGGAUUCUCGAAAGGGCUUGGAUUAACACUGGUGCGCGAGAUUCCCUCUUUUGGCGCCUAUUUCUGGGCGUACAACACCUUCCAUAGUUACUCGAUCGCGCAGUUUCCUGAUUUUCCGAUUCUGGUGACGAUGUUUGCUGGUGGCUCGGCUGGAGUCGCCUGCUGGUGCGUUAGUUAUCCCUCUGAUGUGCUGAAAACAAGGUGGACAGCUGAUGGAGUCAAUGGGCCUCCCAGAUUCGCGUCUGUUAGAGAGUGCUACCAAUCAACAGCAAAAGAAGGCGCCCUUUGGGAUCCAAGAGGCACCUUUUGGCGAGGUUUCGGAACAACUGCGCUACGAGCCUUUCCAGUCAAUGCAAUAACCUUCACUGUCGUCAACCUGGUAGCCUCAAACAUGUUAUACGCAAAAGAUGUGUACGAUAAAAGAUACAGUUAA
Molecule: messenger RNA, 864 nt
Organism: Oikopleura dioica
Lineage: Eukaryota; Metazoa; Chordata; Appendicularia; Copelata; Oikopleuridae
Source: the annotation of a GenBank genome assembly